Molecule: messenger RNA, 864 nt
Organism: Brassica oleracea var. oleracea
Lineage: Eukaryota; Viridiplantae; Streptophyta; Magnoliopsida; Brassicales; Brassicaceae
Product: eukaryotic translation initiation factor 4B-like
Exons: 1
Coding region: 1-864 (287 amino acids)
Source: RefSeq, a predicted model, not a curated record
AUGAUCACAAGACUUUCCCCAAGAAGGAAUCACAGAUACGAACCCUACUCCCGCAACGAUCAUUCCUACCGUACAGAGUAUGAUCGGACUAAAGAGCCACUCCGCAUACGCAAUUCUACCCAGGAUCGAUACUCUAAGGAGUGUUAUCCAAGGGAGGACUUUCUUCAAGCGAGAAGUAGGAGAGACCAGCCUCGUGGGUAUGAUGGAUACCACGGCUACCGACGAUCCCCUCCUCGCAGAGAUAUCUCGUUUAUCAGUGGGGAGUCCCACUCAGUAAGCUCUCCAAAGCCACGGUCUUGGAGAGAUGAUCAUAUAAGACCCUCCUAUAGGGAAGAUGAUAGGAACUUGACCCAUAGGUCCACUGAGUCUCCUACGGGGAUUCCCGAGGAUAUACCGAAGGCUCCAACUCCCCAAACUACAAGGACUGCAACCAAGGACCAACUGGAGGAGGCUGCAGCAAUCCUGGCUCGUGCUAAUAUGGCUCGCUCAGGUGGCAAAGAAGCAGAGACUACCUCGCUCAGACCAUCAUCUCAAGGACGUCUUUCAGCUACGCAAAGAUUGGGAAGUGCAUCUUCUAACUCAGGCUCACUUCAACGCCUUCCAGCCUCCCAACGUCUUGGCUCCCCACUCCCUAUUACAGGCUCACAAGAUCGCCUACCUGCUUCUAGUCGGCUGGGCCUCCCAAACCCAGUGGAACCUGCACCUUCUGCAAGAGUACCAAUUAUGGACAGAUUAGGACCACUCUUGGAUGAGCUUGAUACCGAUGAACUCUCACCUGUUUUGUCUACUCAGGCCCAGAAGAGGAAGCCAGGAAGACCCCCCGGGAAAAAGAAAAUCCAAUCCAGCCCUCUUGCACUACCAUGA